CGCGGCCGCCGGGACCCGCUUCGGACGCGGCCACGUUGUCUUGCGCGCCUGCCCCUGGGCUUCUGCCCCUCGGCGACCCGGCCCUGCCCCGGAGCGUGUUCGCGCCUUCAUCGGGGGCCCCGGCGCGGGGAGCGGCGCGGCCACCUCGAGUCUUCGCGGCGCGGGCGCGUCUGGAUCCGGGCCCGGGAGGCGCCGCCCUCCGCCCGCCCCGCGCCUCCCGGGAACGGCGACCGGAGAGCGCGGGAGAGUUGGGCGCGGCGCGGAGCUCGGUCGGGGCCCAUGCCCGUGCGCCCCGCAGGCCCCGCCAUGGCGUCCGCGAGCGUGGCCGAGUGCCUGCAGCAGGAGACCACCUGCCCCGUGUGCCUGCAGUACUUCUCCGAGCCCAUGAUGCUCGACUGCGGACACAACAUCUGCGGCGCGUGCCUGGCGCGCUGCUGGGGCGCGGCGGAGACCAACGUGUCGUGCCCGCAGUGCCGGGAGACCUUCCCGCAGCGGCACCUGCGGCCCAACCGCCACCUGGCCAACGUCACCCAGCUGGUGAAGCAGCUGCGCUCCGAGCGGCCGGUGGGCCCGGGCGGGGAGAUGGGCGCGUGCGAGAAGCACCGCGAGCCGCUGAAGCUGUACUGCGAGCAGGACCAGACGCCCAUCUGCGUGGUGUGCGACCGCUCCCGCGAGCACCGCGGACACAGCGUGCUGCCGCUCGAGGAGGCCGUGGAGGGCUUCAAGGAGCAGAUUCAGAACCAGCUGGACCACCUUAAAAGAGUGAAAGAUUUAAAGAAGAGACGUCGGGCCCAGGGGGAACAGGCACGAGCCGAACUCUUGAGCCUAACCCAGAUGGAAAGGGAGAAGAUUGUUUGGGAGUUUGAGCAACUGUAUCACUCCUUAAAGGAGCACGAGUAUCGCCUCCUGGCCCGCCUUGAGGAGCUGGACUUGGCCAUCUACAAUAGCAUUAAUGGUGCCAUCACCCAGUUCUCCUGCAACAUCUCCCACCUCAGUGGCCUGAUCGCUCAGCUGGAAGAGAAGCAGCAGCAGCCCACCAGGGAGCUCCUGCAGGACAUCGGGGAUACAUUGAGCAGGGCUGAAAGAAUCAGGAUUCCUGAACCUUGGAUCACGCCUCCAGAUUUGCAAGAGAAAAUCCACAUUUUUGCCCAAAAAUGUCUCUUCUUGACGGAAGGGCUAAAGCAGUUCACAGAAAAAAUGCAGUCCGAUAUGGAGAAAAUCCAAGAUACUUUUGAGGCAUCUGGUAACAGAUGUAGCAGAUACACGUCCUCUACAAGCAAGACAAAUGGGGAGAAACUGCGCUUGAUACAGUGGAUAAUACCAGACGUGGUUAGUUCAGAAUUAAGAGAGGCUCAAUUAUACUCAGUGGACGUGACUCUGGACCCAGACACGGCCUACCCCAGCCUGAUCCUCUCUGACAAUCUGCGGCAAGUCCGGUACAGCUACCUCCAGCAGGACCUGCCUGACAACCCCGAGCGGUUCAAUCUGUUUCCCUGUGUCUUGGGCUCGCCAUGCUUCAUCGCUGGGAGACAUUAUUGGGAGGUAGAGGUGGGAGAUAAAGCCAAGUGGACCAUAGGUGUCUGUGAAGACUCAGUGUGCAGAAAAGGCGGCGUAACCUCGGCCCCCCAGAACGGAUUCUGGGCAGUGUCCUUGUGGUAUGGGAAGGAAUACUGGGCUCUUACCUCCCCAAUGACUGCCCUCCCCCUGCGGACCCCUCUCCAGCGGGUGGGGGUCUUCUUGGACUAUGAUGCUGGUGAGGUCUCCUUCUACAACGUGACAGAAAGGUGUCACACCUUCACUUUCUCUCACGCUACCUUCUGUGGGCCUGUGCGGCCCUACUUCAGCCUCAGUUACUCGGGAGGGAAAAGCGCAGCUCCUCUCAUCAUCUGCCCCAUGAGUGGGAUAGAUGGGUUUUCUGGCCAUGUUGGGAAUCACGGUCAUUCCAUGGAGACCUCCCCUUGAGGUGAAUUCAGGCCAAAAGGGCUGUUGGCUGAAAUCCUACGCCAGGCACGAGGCAUCCUGUUGCCUUGCCACGUCCUAUUACAGAUGGGUCUCCUUACCCAUCAACACCCUUGCAGUGGGAGAGAGGAUGUCCAUGUUCUCCCACCCUCUUCCCUCCAUGCAGAUUGUGAGAUGCCGUGAGACGUAUCCAGAUGUCCACCUCCAGUGUGUCACACUUUCCGGUUUUACACUUGAUGGAGGGGAUAAAGAGUAUGGAUAAUCUUUGCAUUUGGAGAGCCAUUCAAGAUACUCACACCUUCUUGGCUCAGCCUGGUUUCCUCUGGUUCAGCCCCACAUAAUGAUCAUGGCUAUUUGCUGUCAUUCUGGGCUAGGGCUCCUCUCUGACAGCCUAGACUGGAACAAGGCCCUAUCCGCACGGCUCCCUUUCUCCCAGUUUUUCCACCUGGGAACAGUACCUUUGCCCCGAUUCCCAACCUGCCAUAGUUUUACUAACUCCAUUAAAGAAGCCUAUAUGUGUUUUGGUUAGUUACAGUUCUUUUACAAUAACAGUGGGUAAUGGCCCCCACCUGUGUUAUGAGAUAAUGUUCUAAUCAAUGUCUCUGCCUUUGUAUCUUUUCUGAGGGCUUUGCUCCCUUCGUUCUAAUGAAAGGUGUAUUCUAGUGCUGGGUGUAUGUCAUCCAGGCUGAUACUCUGCCCAGCUCCAUUUGGUGUUACUAAAUCCCUUACCAGUCAGAUUUGUGGACUGGCGGUCGGUCAUACACCAUCCCUGAAAGGAUGCUGGGACAGUCUUCCAGGGAUUCAUUGACCUCUUACCUCUUUUUCUCCGUUUCUUUUGGGGGAUGGGGAAAUUGACCUUUCUAAAGUGCAUAUCAAGGGGCAGCUCCAUCCCCAUGGCCACUGGAGCUUGAGACACUCUGAAGUCAGAAGGCUGGGGCGGAUCCCUUCCAGCAAGCCCCCGUGUUGGUUCUCAGUCCUGCUUCUCUUUGGGUACAUGCUCUUCUGUUUAAAAAUAAAGUGAAUAUGGAUGUUUA
Messenger RNA from Callithrix jacchus (white-tufted-ear marmoset), 2993 nucleotides. RefSeq names its product tripartite motif containing 27 (gene TRIM27). Lineage: Eukaryota; Metazoa; Chordata; Mammalia; Primates; Cebidae. Gene Ontology annotation, molecular function: zinc ion binding; protein binding. The record is from RefSeq and is a predicted model, not a curated record.